GCGCGGGGAGGCGGCCGCGCGCCGGGAGGGCUGCCCUUGGUCCUAGCCCUUUGCCACCCCUCCCCUCUCCCUCCUAUCCAGCACCCCUGCCAGACUCAGGCUCCGGGCUCCGCCUCUCGCACCAGUUACUAUAGCAACUGACCGGCUUUUCUACAUCCUUCCCCUCCAGACCUCCAAUCCAAGACACACCCUGGCCCGCUGGUUGCUACAGCAACCGGCCCACCUCUGCGUCCCCCUCCCGUUCUAGCUCCUCCUUAGACCCCUUUCUCCCCAUCCCCAUGUGGUUGCUAUAGCAACAGGGAACCAUCCUGCACUUUGUCUCCCAUCCCUCCCUGGACCUCUUUCCCUCCCCUCCCCCGCAGCCCCGCUGGUUGCUAUAGCAACGGUGACCCACCACACCACAUCUCUAUUUAUUCUGCCCACCCUGGGUACUCCAAACUGCCAAUCCUGAAUCUCUUAUCUCCCCCUCCCCUCCCUAUGGGUUGCCAUAGUAAUCCUGUUAGCCUCAGUGAGUCUCCUCCCCAACCCCCAGACAAUCCCACCCCCUCCAACCAGUCUGGUUGGUUUCCAUGGCAACAUUUACUUGCCUCAAACCCUUUACACCAUUCCUCCUACCCUGAAAUUUUAGGGUUCCCUGGUCCAGGAUCAGUGGCUAGAGUGAGCCUUCAUUUGGCCCCCAAGGCCCUCCCCACACACAAUUCCCAUAGGCCAGUUGCCAUGGUAACUACCAUAGAGCUGUUACUAUGGUCACCUUAAUCUUGCCCCUUCCUAGACAUUUUCUGCUUAGUCCCUCCCCAGCUAUGCAGGCUGCCAUGGUACCCAGGCCCAGCACCACAUCUCGAUCCCGGUGGGCUAAUGCCCCGAGCAAGAAAGGGUGAUUGCCAAGAUGCUUCUCCUCCUCCCCCCCCCACCUCCAACCACACACAGCAGGAAAAGCAAUCAGCCUUGGGGAUUUCUAUACAUCUCUCUCCUAAAAAGGCUGCCAGGAUCCCGGGGCUAGCCCCACUUCCGAAAGCCAGAUGCGUCUCACUCGAUGCCAGGUCGCGCUGGCGGCCGCGAUCACCCUCAACCUCCUCGUCUUCUUCUAUGUGUCCCGGCUGCAGCAGCAGCGUCGGCGGGGGGGCCGGGCUGCCCGGCCUCCCCGGUUCCCCCACUCAGCCCCAGACUCUCGGGUCACUGUCCUCAUCCGGGAAUUUGAAGCCUUUGACAAUGCUGUGCCCGAGGUGGUGGCCUCCUUCCUGCACCACGACCCCACCCAACCCAUUGUCGUGGCUGCCGACACCCUCCCCUACCCGCCCCUGGCCCUGCCCGCUGUUCCCAACGUCCGGCUGGCACUGCUUCAGCCUUCCCUGGAUCGGCCCGCUGCCGCCUCCCAGCCCGAAACCUAUGUGGACACGGAGUUUGUGGCGCUGGUGCCCGACGGGACGAGGGCAGAGUCCCCCGGGCAGCUCCAGCGCAUGGCAGAAGAGCUGAAGAACACCCAUGCCCGGCUGGUGGCUGCCCCUGUGGCCACGGCCAACCCCCCCCACUGCCUGGCGCUGGAGGUGAAUCUCCGCGAGUGGACAGCCAGCUACGGGCCGGCCCCAGACCCGCCCUUCUGCGAUGCCCUGGACGGAGAGGUGGUGGUGGUGGUCAGGACGCGGGAUCUCUUCAAUCUCUCUGUGCCCCUGGCCCGGCCCAUGAGCACCAGCCUCUUCCUUCAGACCUCGGUGCGAGGCUGGUCGGUGCGCCUCCUGGACCUGCCCUUCGCCCCGGCCCGGCAGCCCCCCUUGGCCACGGCCCACGCCCGCUGGAAGGCCGAGAAGGAAGGGCGGGCCCGGCGUGACGCACUCCUGCGGACGCUGGGCAUUCGGCUGGUCAGCUGGGAGGGCGGGAGGCAGGAGUGGUUCGGCUGCGGCAAGGAGACGGCCAGGUGCUUUGACACAGUGGUGGGCGACACCCCUUCCUACCUCUACGAGGGCCGCUGGACGCCCCCCUGCUGCCUGCAGGCCCUCCGGGAGACUGCCCGGCAUGUCAUCGGCGUCCUCGAGGCUGCCCGGGUGCGCUACUGGCUGGAGGGAGGGAGCCUGUUGGGAGCGGCACGGCACGGCGACAUCAUCCCCUGGGAUUACGACGUGGACCUUGGCAUCUACCUCGAGGAUGUGGCCAACUGUGAGCAGCUGCGAGGGGCAGAGGUGGGCUCGGUGGUGGACGAACGGGGCUUCGUGUGGGAGAAGGCCGUGGAGGGAGACUUCUUCCGGGUCCAGUACAGUGAGACCAACCACCUCCACGUCGACCUGUGGCCCUUCUACCCCCGCAACGGCGUCAUGACCAAGGACACGUGGCUGGACCACCGUCAGGACGUGGAGUUCCCCGAGCACUUCCUCCACCCCCUGGUGCCCCUGCAGUUUGCAGGCUUCCUGGCCCAGGCGCCCAACAACUACCGCCGUUUCUUGGAGCUCAAGUUCGGGGCAGGGGCCAUCGAGAACCCCGAGUACCCCAAUCCAGCCCUCAAGAGCCUGGCGGGCAGCGGAUGAUCCUCCGUGCCAGGAACCAUCUCUGCCAGGAGGCUUGAGAAGCAUAGACCAGCUCCGAGGCCUGCAUGGAGAGGAUCGAGGCUGUCCAGGAAUGCUGGGGGUCAGGGGAGGGGAGCAAUAAAAGACCCCCUACUACUGGGCUGGCCCA
Dromiciops gliroides (monito del monte) is the source of this 2664-nucleotide messenger RNA. RefSeq names its product fukutin related protein (gene FKRP). The transcript has 3 exons. Lineage: Eukaryota; Metazoa; Chordata; Mammalia; Microbiotheria; Microbiotheriidae. The record is from RefSeq and is a predicted model, not a curated record. Gene Ontology annotation, cellular component: Golgi apparatus. Gene Ontology annotation, biological process: protein O-linked glycosylation via mannose. The coding region runs from base 1020 to 2516 and encodes 498 amino acids.